This is a messenger RNA of Chaetomium fimeti, 1483 nucleotides long. RefSeq lists its product as uncharacterized. Bases 337 to 1182 code for a protein of 281 amino acids. The transcript has a single exon. The record is from RefSeq and is a predicted model, not a curated record. NCBI's taxonomy places the organism in Eukaryota, Fungi, Ascomycota, Sordariomycetes, Sordariales, Chaetomiaceae.
CCCGUCCGAUGCAAAUAUCGGGUACGCCCUCGCUUCGUCUCAAGGCUCCCUGCAGCGCUCCACACGCGGAUGCAAGUGCGCCGCAAAAAACGUGGGAUGGGAGUGCCAUUGCGAUUGCUGGGCUCGGAAGCUUUGAUGGGACUGGCGAUGGGAGGGGAAACAAAACGAAAGAGAGGUCGCACGUGUCGGCAAGUCGGCGGCAAAGGUUCGUUUGGGAAGCAUGCAACGGGAUGGAUGGAGGGAUAGUCAGGGGCAAGAAAGCUACCCCGCAGGUGUCGGACAUGCUACCUUAUCCAUCCCUUCCAUUUUCUUGGUGACCACUCCAAUCACGCCGGGAUGGAAGACUUGAACUGCCCCUGGGAUGUCGAGAUGGAGGGUUGUCCCCCGCGCCGGUGGCGAUGGGCGAUGUGGCCAUCGGAUUGGUGCGUGUCACUCUGGUUCCUGAGGAUCAUGGGCACUCAGAAGGGAGUCCCUUUGGUUGGAAGAGGGCUGGUUGGCUUAUAUCCUCACACAUCAAGAUUUGAUCAACGGUCAUGUUGGAGUACUGUGAAUUUGCUACCAUCAUCAGUGCUACUCUACGGUGUUAUACGUUGUGGUUCUAGACUCUGGUAUCUCUUGGACUGUGAUGAGAUACAUCAUACAGGCCACUUACAUGACAGAGUGCUAGCCAACCGAGGCCAUGGCGGCAUCCCGAGUCCAACCCGCCGACGAUCAACCAAAUCGGAGUGCAUGAGAACGUGCCACAGAAACGCAGGGACUGCAUCACCAGCCGCCACACCGGUGCAUCACUUCCCCGCGUCCAGACUUCUGGACGUACGUUGUACUACAGUUGCUUACGAAUACCUCCAUACAUAUGUACAAACUCGCCAUGCAAGGAGGCGCCUGUCAUCAUCAACCCGCGUCCGCACUCCCACCCAAGGUCAGCCCAGGCAUGAGGAUGCGCACCGGGGGGCGUUGAAACAAAAUGCAACGGCAAGUCUCUUUCCAGGUCGGACAGCGAGGAUGCCGGUGACGGCAAGGGCGAUCACGGUUUCAGGGGCGUGGGCGGGGGCCGGGGCGCCUCGGGGGAAGAUAACGGUGCCCGUCGCCGUUUUCAACGUCUCUGCGGUGGAGAUGCUCCGGAUGAGGCCCAGACCUGAUCAGAAGCCCCCUUGCUUACUUGUAUCGAGCAAGGAGGUGUAGUAUGUACACCCUUGCUUGCCGGGUUUGCGACUUAGAUACAAUGUGAUCACAGUCCCAACGGCCUGGGACUCCUUCUCUGGGCUUGGUACGGAUCUAGACCUGCUCACUUGUGUGCAUAUGAGAGCCCGGAACAUGGUCGUGUAGCGGCCCGGAAGGGGGCCCGGUGUGUGCUCAGAGGGAAGUUCUCGCGGAUUUGAAUUAGACGUUGGCCCAUUGCCCAGUUUGUUAGUUGAGCACACCUUCUCGGCCGGGCCCAUCACUGCGGCCGAGAUAAGCGAGACCUUAUGCCCAGACCCCUCUC